ACCUCUCGCAUUACUUACUGGAGCUCCUGCCGCACUCCUGUGUGUUGCGGCUACUGGAACAUUCAAGACAUUGUGAUCGUCUGUUGUAAUUUGUUUUUAGCGUGUUUGCUUGUAUGUACAUCUACUGGAACAAGAAUGGUGAUAUAGAACUCCACCUCAAGCAGAUGCAGGGUUACACAUACCACUGCUGCCACUGAGAGUCUGGACUGUACCAUACACUAAAGCUGUUAAAUAAUGUUUAAACACGUGCUGGUCUUGCUGAGGUACCGCCGAACGCUGUUUUCCUUGGUGGUGUUACUCCUUUGUGGCGGUUUGCUGAUGGAUGGGGAGCUGCUCCUAUUGACAAGCUCUUCAAACAGCGGGUCAUUCCUGAACAGGUCACAAAAGUACAGGUUGAUGUCCACGGUGCCAGUAACAUGCUCGCCGCGGACCAAUAUUGCUUUUCUCAAGAAUCACAAGUGUGCUUCUACUGCCAUACAGAACAUUCUCUUCCGUUAUGGUUACAAACACAAUCUCAAAUUCGCUCUGCCAGAAAAGGGAAAUUUCUUCGGUACGGGACUCGAUAGUUUCCGAGCCGAAAUGAUGCUUUCCUCCACCUUGAACAAACUCCAGCCCAACAUCUUUGCCAUCCACACCAAAUGGAACCACAUUGAGGUGAAGAAAGUUAUGCCAACCAAUACUGUAUUCUUCACCAUUGUCAGGGAACCCAUCGCUCUCUUCGAAGCCUUCUAUGCCUUCUCCAGGGCCAAAAAGAGGACUGGCCUGACCCUGGAGCAGUACAUCAGAGAGGUGCCUACCAAUCAGAAGAGGGAGAACAAGGCAGGCCUUUUUCACUACAAUACAAUGGCUUGGGACUUUGGGAUGCCUGAAGAAAAACUCAAUAACCUUAGUGAUGUCUGGAAUAUGGUAAUGCAGGCAGAUGAGCAAUUUGGGUUGGUGAUGGUUGUGGAGAGGAUGGAAGAGUCACUGGUGCUACUAGCCGACUACUUGUGCUGGGAGCUGAGUGACAUGCUUGUGCUGGACCUCAACUCACUCAGGAAUAAGUUCAAAAAGCCUCUACGGCAGGAAUUACGGAAUAUCUUGCAGAAAAAGCUUGCUCCAGAUUAUCUUAUAUACAGGUAUUUCUUGAAGAAGUUUGACCAACAAGUCGAAGCCUAUGGAAGGGACAGAAUGGCAGUAGCAGUGUCCAGGCUACGAGACAUGAUGGCAGUGCUCAUGGAUCUAUGCAGUUUCAUAAAAAAAAAUGCUCCACAACUUGCUGGGAAGUAUAGGCCCAGCUCAAAUAAGGUGGAAGGCUUCAAGGCAAAUGGUGACAUGUGCAGUCUUUAUACAUUACCAGAGCUUUCAUUCCUAAGUUUACUGAGACAGAAGCAACGUAAAGAAAUCACCAUUCACAAAACCAAUACUAGCCAACCUCCAGGAUAGCUCCCAAGAUUCCAGCCUAACCUACAAAGUCCUCAGAUAAUGCAAGACCUACCUCCAGAGGACAUGACAACUCACCAGAAUCUAAUUGGUUGACAUAUUUGCUAUAAGGACCUUUGGAGCAUUAAAGCUGUGGCACCAUUACACUCCAAAGAAGACAAAGACCAAAAAACAACAUAGCUAGAUUCUUCAUCAGAAUCAUCCUACUAUUCCAAACACAGUAUUAGGAGAGAAGAUAAACUUAUAGGAUAAGAUAGGUCAAAAUAGAACUGCAUAUUUUGGGUUCAAGUUUGGUAAAGUCUAGCUUUUAAAAAGAGACUAGAUAUUAGAGUGGCAAAUGGCCAUUAGGGAUUGAAGUAAUGAGGUUGCUGGUAUUGAGUCAAUAGAAGCUUUAAAAGAUGAAGUGAUGGACAGAGAUUAUAAGCAGAUAUAGGUAGCCAGGUUUUAUGCAGGGAUUUUAAUUUAUAGGCCUACUGGCUUCUUGCAGCUUACCUUAUUUUCUUAUAUUUUUGCAUUCUCUAUUGAAUUGAACACAGUAAAUAUUUCCUGUGGAUUAGCACUGGGAAAUCUGGUGAGAGAGAAUUAAUAAAAAUCUGAUAUUUUCUUAUUAUGACUAUUAUUGUGUUCAUGACAGUGCAAACACACCUGAAAACAUGAUUCAGGUUUCCUACACUCACAUCUCAUCUAUCCAGUAAUGAUAUGGUGCUUGCUCUUCCUCUCUCUUAUAUAAAAAAACACUAAAGACAUUCUUUCUAGGACAGGGGUUUUCAACCACAGGAAAAUUUUAGGUUUUCUUGAGAAGAUAAAUUGAAACCAAAGAUUAGCACACUCAAAAUUUGAAAUAUCAAUCUUUGUAUUGUCUUUCACAAAGUGCUGUAUACACUGUUAUUUGAGGCAAAUAAAUGUAACAUAAUUCUAAUUUUAAAAAGGAGAUGAUAUUUUAACCUGAUAAAAAGCUACAAGUUAAACAAAAGAGAGAGGAAAACAUCUAAGAACCACUGCCACUAAUGCUAGCAGUAAAAAUAUAAAUACAUUUCAUGGGCUCCUCCUCUUUUCUAAGGUUCAUGAUAAUAAUAAUAAUGACUUGCCCUUUCUCACAAUUGCCAGAGCCAGAGAAAGAAAACAUGAAACAAUAUAAUAUCAUCAUCUGCAUGAUUACAUAAUACACAAAAAUGGAGAACUCUAAAAACCUUUCCUAACAGAGAGAGUAGAGGAAAAAAAAUAAUCUGACAACAUAACAAUGAGAGCUUCAUACACAUUCAGCUCUCCAUUACAUAACUCUUCAAACUUAAAUCUAGGAGCACCUUAAAUGCCCUUGGCCUCAACUCUAAGCCAAAUGAAUGAAUAUUUACAACAGUAAGCAGUAACAAUUAAUAAUAUCGUGAUAGUAGUGGUACUAAGAGUAGUCAUAGUAGUAUAGUGGUACUCAGUAGGAAAGUGGAGGUUUUAACAUUAAGAAAGGAAAGAAAGGAACAACACUGUGAUCCAGACUAUGCAUGUCCAAGGCUUUUCAGAAGUGAUAAGGUGAGGAAGUGAGAAAAGGAAAUCAAUUUACUAAAAACCUUGGCUGAUUGACCCCAAUUCUUCAAGACCUCUCCUAAGAAUAUGCAAGGGAUGAAGUUAGUAUUCAAGGAAAAAAUACUGUGGUAAUUGAAAGGUAGUAGUAGUAGUUAUAGCAAAACUAGCAGUAGCUACUACAGUAGUAACAGACCCGUUUCCUGAAUUGAGCGUGAUUUUAAUGGCAAGGAGCUUAGGUAGUGGUAGGCAAUUCUUGCAAUAAUUACUAAAAAAUAUUUUAGGAGUUCCUAACAACAUAGCUAGUCAGCAAGCAUCUGGUGCUACACAACCACUGGCUGGACAGCAGUGGUGAAUAUUUUACACUUGCUGUAAUUUCAAAUGGGUACUGUGACAAUAUAUGUGUACUGAAGUCUUUUUAAGAGCAGUAAUAAUACUGAUGCACCAUCAUAAUUCCCAACACCCUCUCUUCCACUGAUUACAGCACAAAAUAACUAAAUGAACCAAGCUUCCAUUAUUAAUGAAAAGCCAGAGGCACAGUGUAUAAUAGCUUUGAAUCUAAAUGAUAUAAGGUCAAUAAAAGUAAUCCAUAGUGUUUCCAUCACAAAGUAUAAGGAUAAAAAAUUAAAACACUUAUAGUGAAAUAAAUAUUUAGAACUGUAUGACUUCAUUAUUGCAAACUUUUUAAACUUAAGACAUAGGGGCAAUGAAUGGAGCAAAGUAAAGGGAAGAAAACAGUAAGGGAUAAGGAGAAAUACAGAUAGAGCUGAAGUGUUUGUUUCCUGCCUCUGCCAUAAAUAACCAUCAAAAGUACACCCAUUGAGGUUGUAACUCAUAAGUGUGAACAUCAUACUUAAGAACAACUCAAAGGAUUCGCAUGCAUACUUCAAUUCAAUACAUUAUAUGCAUUCAGAAUUCAAAAGUGUUUAAUCUUUCAUGUAACGAGAAACUUAAUUGAUAAUCAAAUUUCUAUAUAACACAAAUAUUUCCUUGAGCGAAAAAUAAUCCUAAAAUGCAUAAAAUCAUAACGUAGUGGGAUUUCUUAAAAAACAAUGAUGAAAUAAGAAAUUUUGUAUAUAAACAAAAAAUGGAAUACAAUUUAACUAAUUUAUGUUUUCAGUUUCAGAUCAAUUUAUGGCUAAGCUGCAAAACAAUGUCAUAAGUAACACUUUGGGGAUUGAGAGAGAGAGAGAGAGAGAGAGAGAGAGAGAGAGAGAGAGAGAGAGAGACUCAAUGUAAGGUAAAACAGCACCACUGCCUUUAAAC
This is a messenger RNA of Portunus trituberculatus (swimming crab), 4203 nucleotides long. Its product is annotated as galactosylceramide sulfotransferase-like. Gene Ontology annotation, cellular component: membrane. Lineage: Eukaryota; Metazoa; Arthropoda; Malacostraca; Decapoda; Portunidae. The coding region runs from base 235 to 1425 and encodes 396 amino acids. The transcript is spliced from 9 exons. The record is from RefSeq and is a predicted model, not a curated record. Gene Ontology annotation, molecular function: galactosylceramide sulfotransferase activity. Gene Ontology annotation, biological process: glycolipid biosynthetic process.